Molecule: messenger RNA, 6093 nt
Organism: Amphibalanus amphitrite
Lineage: Eukaryota; Metazoa; Arthropoda; Thecostraca; Balanomorpha; Balanidae
Exons: 36
Coding region: 22-5835 (1937 amino acids)
Source: RefSeq, a predicted model, not a curated record
GAGACGGUCAGCACGUUCAGGAUGAUGGUGUUGCGCCGCGUGCACCUUCUCGGCGCUCUGCUUCUGCUUGCAGCACCGCCAGGAAAAUGUCAAAACGCAACGAGCACUACAGAAUCCGCAUCACAACAGGAAACAACAACUUUGGCAGCGCAGCCAGAAACAACUUUGACAACGCAACCAGAAACAACUUUGACAACGCAACCAGAAACAACUUUGACAACGCAACCAGAAACAACUUUGACAACGCAACCAGAAACAACGACUUUGACUACAACAUCAGCUCCAACAACGACGACAACACCCUUGCCCUCCGACCCUGAGGAGAUGUACGCACGGAUUCAGUUUGCGCUGGGUCCGACCAACAUCGAGCUGACCCCAGGCCAGCCGUUUGACCUGCAGCUGAACAUCAGCGUACCUCCGCUGGACCACGUGCCGCCCACCGACUUCAAGAUUGAGGUGUUUGGCCACGCCAUCACCGGCACCGUGUACACCCGGUUCGCGCUGUUCGACCCGCGACUGCAGAUGGACGACGACUCCCAGUCGGUCGCCAACUUCACCACCCACCUCAACAGGAGCACCGAGUUCCCCAACAUAUAUCACUCUGGAAGAUUUGUCAUAAGCAACUUCACAACUACAAAGGAGGGGAUACUGAUUUUCGUAAUUAGAACGGCCCUUUUGAAAUCCUCCACCAUGACGUCGGGCAGCUCGUACCCGAUAUCGGUGGCCGUGACCUUUGGCGACGGCCUGUUCGGCUGGUCACAGCAGGCCAUGUACAUCUGCAGCCAGGCAGACGUGACCUUUGACUUCAAUGGAGUGCUGGCGCCGAGCGCCGGCGGAACCUCGGGUCAGAUCGAGAGGCGGGGCGCAGACCGGAUCGACGUCCAACUCCAGUACACAAACGCGUUCGACGAGCUCCGGUUGGAGGUCUCGGGGACGUCAGUCAAGGCGGAUGUGUUUUCACUCACCGCCAUCGAACUGCAAACGAUGGAGUCAAGCUUCGGUAGCUGUGCCGCUUUCCGUGACGAUGUGAAUAGUACCAGUGUCUUUGAGACGUCGUCUUCAGGGAGAACUAAACGGGCCGUCAGCAGGAGCUUCGGAAAUAUCCUCAACUGUGGCGGCGCGCAGCCUCGCUCGGCGGGCGAGGACGACGAGAUAGUCCUGGGGUUCGGCGUCGUCACCGACGGAGAGCCCGGCGACACCUUCACCAUCACCGUCCGGGUGCUGCUGAGGGGCGCGCUGAAAAUGACGCAGUCACUCACACUCACCCUCAUCGAAUCAACAACUGCCACACUCGGCACUAAAUAUCAAAUGGCGCGUGUCGGAGAGGGGGUCAAACUGGCGCUGACGGAGCCGGCUCCAGGCGUACCACUCGACAUCAGCCCCGGGAGACAUGUCACCUUCGACAUGUCUUACGAGUUCCUCAGUCACCAGUCGGAGCAGUGCAUUAAAAACAGAGACCCGAGUAUCGACACCGAUGUGUACGUUUUCCAAGGACAGCUCGUCGUUACAGGCACAGAGGCCCAGCCGUGCGGUGUGUCGGACGGCGACCGAUCGGAGGCCGUCUCUCCCACCCUGAUGCCCACCGACGUCUCAGUGUUCGACGGCAACUCCUCCAUGGUGUUCUGGCUCGGACCGACCUUCUACGCAGGAGUCAUGGAUUACAAGCCUGGAGCUAACGAGUCCAGGCGUAUGUCGGUGCGUCUGACGUUCCUUAUCGCUGAGACGGCCCAGAACCCGAGCGUCUCAGUGACGUUCCGAAGCUGGGAGACCGUGACGGCAGCCAUACCGCUGAUGACCGAGAGCCAGAGACCGAAUGCCACCACUUCCAGAGCGUUCCAAAUGGAGGGCAACAUCACCAGCACUCUACCACGAACGGAGAGCACCAGCACCACGCUCUACGCCGGCGGCGUCGUCGCCUUCAACAUGACCGUGUUCGUGCCGCCCGGCGGCAGCUACCCCGACUUUCGAGCGAUGGCGGCCCGCCGCGAGACCGGCCUGGGCCAGCUGCGUCUCUGCCGCGCUAGCGUCGUCGCAGUGGGCGCCAACCUGCCCUGCAACCGGUACAACUUUGCCGAUGCCCCCGCCGUUUACAACAGGAGUGACUUGUCACACAGCCACCCGGAGCCCGACACCGGCGCCGUCCAGCUGGGCUCGGUGUGCGCCGUUCCCACCGAGCUCCUGCACGGCGCACGAGACAACCUGCUGGUGGCCAACUUCGUGUACCAGCACCUGGCCAAGUUCGGGCCCAACAACACCUUCGAGGACAGCAACCUGCCCAACCCGAUCUACUUUAACGCCAUUGUGGAGAGCGACGCUGUGGCGGGCGGUUUUGCUGCUCAGAUCGGGUACGCCACGUCCACCAGCCGAGCGAAGCUGGCCGCCGUGCCCGCCAGUCAGCCGCGCAAGAUCUGGGUGUCGGUCCGCGGCGCCGGGCCGUACCGCCUCGGCCAGACCGUGCUGGUCGACCUCAACUUCAAGUGGAAUCCGGGUGUCAUCUCGGACGCCUGGUGGACGAUCACAGCAUCCGAGGGCGAGGACCAGGUCAAAUUCUGCGACAUCCGAGUCACCCACAUCGGCGACAACUACGCCUGCAAACAGGAGGCCAAGCAGCUACCGCUGAUCCACAAGCAGUCCUACGACAGUCCCGAGUCGGAUUACGGAGAGCGGACACCGUUCAACAGCUCCAGGGCCACGUCUAUGGUGGCCCACCUGAUGCGAUACGCCAACGCCGGCCUGUGGCCGACGUACGCCGACACCGCCAUCCAGGACGCCGACACGGUCAGCACGUCUGUGGCCGUGACGAUACCAACCAGCGCCGGCACCACCGCCUCCUUCCAGGUCGCCCUCAACGAGGUCAACUUCGUGUGGACCGAGACCGUGCAGCUGCAGGUGGACACGAGCCAGACGGCCGUGGCCGCCGAGCCCAAAUCACUCACCUUUGUCGCUGACAGCGGUGAAGACUGGACCGUCUUCCCCGGUGUUCUGAAAACAUUUGAAGUCGUUCUGGAGCUGGAUGACAACUUUGAGCGUACCGUCCAGCUGGUGCUCGGGUCGGCCGACGAUGUGCCCAAGUACGACGCCUGCUGCGCCUACGUCACCUUCGUCGGCGAGAACAUCCCGUGCAUCAACGUCGCCGAGAUGCAGACGGAGAUCUCAAAGAGCUCACCCUCUGUGGCCGGCCACGACGUGCUGACGUUCGACAUGGGCCGGCUGUGCUCGGUGCCGAUCGCGCCGCGUAACACCACCACCCACCAGCUGCGGGUGACGCUCGGCGUGCGGCCGCACGGCGCGCUCACCGCCGGCGACCAGCUGGGUGUCACGGUCACCGUGCUGCUCGACGGCACCGUGAUGGCUGCCGGAGCCGUGUUCGGCCAGACCCCGGCGCCGCCAACGACUACCGCCGCCGCCACCACUGUGGGCGACGCUCCCCUGGCUGAGGGCGAUAUGGUGCUGUCGGAAGGCGAUGUAGCCCCAACCGAAGGCGCCACGGCCCCGCCUACAGGCGAUGCGGCUCCUGUGGGCGAUGACACCAUAUCUGAAGGCGAUGAAGCUCCGUAUGGAGACGAUACUGCACUGUCUGGAGACGAUACCGCACCGUCUGGAGACGAUACUGCACCGUCUGGAGACGAUACUGCACCGUCUGUAGACGAUACUGCACCGUCUGGAGACGAUACUGCACCGUCUGGAGACGAUACUGCACCGUCUGGAGACGAUACUGCACCGUCUGUAGAAAGCCGAAAGCGCCGCUCGACUGGCCCCGGAGGACCGCUCACCAUCACAUUCACCGUAUCGGCCGACUCGUUCACGGGCGAAACGACUACCGGCGACAUCUCUCUUGUCAACUCCUCUGACUCCACUCCGAUGACAAACAUGAGUGGCACGACCUGGGCGCGCUUCAACGUCUCUGUGCCAACCAGCUCGGUGGCCAAGCUCAGCCUGGUGGUGACUGGCUACUCGGAGCACGGCCGGGCAGCGGUGGUCCCCACCGGAGGUCUCAGAUUUUUGGGCCGCGGACGGAACGUGCCCUGCGCUGCCCUUUCGGACCUGAACGACACCAUCGAGCUGUCCAGCACUCUGUCCAACUCGCAGAAUGACGUCAUCUCCCUGGACGUGGGAUACGUCACUAAUACAGGGAUGUCCCGCGUCCGGUAUCCCAGUCCGGACUGGGUGGAGGCAGACGACAUGGUGCAGUUCGAGGUCGAGCUCCGGUUCAGCGACCACCCUCGGGCCACCCACGAGACCCCGCUGCCGGUCACUCUGCAGGUGAGGUACGGCUCCCUGGAGAGCACCAUCACCCAGGGCGUGGCUCUGCAGCGGCUCGGAACGGAACUGCCUGACAUGGAGCUGGUCGCCUGGGCGGACAACGACCUCCCCUACCUUCCGAACGCUCAGGUGCCGGUGGACAUCAUCGUUCGGAACCGCCCGAACGCCACUGCGGACGCCAUCAACGCCACGGUGACGCUGGCGCUGCCGCCCUACAUGGCGUUCGGCUCGGUGGCGUGGACCAACUUCAGCGAGCCGCCGGCGGUGGCCGUGCGCCGGCACGCCGUGCUGCUCAGCUGGCCGCGCCUGCUGCCCGGAGAGGGCCUGCACGUGCAGCUGCUGCUCACCGUCGACCCGACCAACAAGCGCGGCCACGGCGCCGGCUACGCGGCCGCUGUCACACCCAUCUUCCUGCGCGCUACCAUGUUCCGCAGGUACGGUAUUCCGACACUGGAGUCCGGGGUGUACCCGCCGCAAGGAAAACUCUGGUACCCGAUGGCAACACCGACUUAUAUCAACUUUGACGUCAAUAGCGAAGACUGUUACGAGCCGCUCGGAAUAGCCAGCGGCCUGGUUGCCGACUGUCAGCUGUCGGCUUCGUCCGCUGCCGAAGACUCGCGGCUGGCUCACAUGGCCAGGAUGGAGCCGUGCGCCGCCGACGGCACUGGCGACACGGACACCAGCACCCCGAAGCCGACAACGGACCAGGGAGACGCAGCACCAUGCGUCGGUUCCUCAGGCUGGUCGCCCGAGCAGCGCGGCACUCCCUUCAUCCACUGGCACCAGGUGGACUUUGGUAACCUGACGCGGGUCACUGGACUACUGGUGGCCCGACCGGCCGGCACCCGCCGGGUCACCCGGUUCCGGCUCCAACACAGCCUGGCCGGCACCGUCUUCCAGGACAUCGGACCGGUGAUGGCGCUCAACUGGAGCUCUCUGCACAGUGACGGGGUGGUGACGCACAGGCUGGAUCGGGCAGUCGAGACGCGCUACGUGCGAUUUGUUAUAGAAGAGGCCGAGACAGGCGAUGACAAGUACAUCGGACUCCAGGUGGAGUACCUGGGCUGUCGGCGCUCCACUGACGUGCUCCAGGAGACGGUCUGUGCUGUCCAGCCGGCCACACCGUCCGCCGCAGACGCUGCGAGAAAUAGACACUUUGCUGUCGAUACAGCAAAUAAUCACAUAUACUUCUGCGAUUUAAUUCAAUCAAGGGGUCGGCGAGCCUGUUACGUCUCGCACGACUCGCGCAGCUGGCGACAGCUGCCGAACGUCAUAGAGCGGAUGGUCGGCUUUGACGAGUCGUCGGGUAAAAUAUACGGCGCUGGGAGGAGCCCGGACACCCUGCUCUGGAGCACCGACGGCGGGAACACCUGGGCUCCAGAGGCCAAGGCCGACUUCGAGGCGGUGUCUCAGGCUGGAGGUUUCUUCUCGGCUGUGGACGUGCCCUCGCAGGCCUCAGGGUCGGCCGGUUUCACAGGCCGUACUAUAGGGGACUGGACGGCCAGCUACCACGGCCUCAGCCAGGGCGGCCAGCUCAGGGUCAAGUGGUCAGCGCUGACCUGUAGCACCUGAACGCCGGCGGCGCCUCGUGGACAGGUCAAUGUCCGCCCCUGAUGGUCCUUGAUCAGUGAUUACGCAGAUAAAGCAUCUCUGUGACUAUGACGCCAACAAGCUUCUGAUUUGUAUCAUUGAGAGACUUUUUGGCUUCGUUGGCCCUGAUUUGUCGUUAUUUUUCAUGAGUAAACGGUUUCCAUAGUUCUUUAUAUUGUCAUGUGUAGUGAAUUAGAAAUAUUUUAUGAUUGCUUUCUCAAGUUUCCCGUUUGAACAAUU